GACAAUGUUGAUUAGCUACCUCGUCCUGUUGCUGCCGUGCUUGGGAUCCUCAAAGCAGCAAGGAUGGCUGGACCGCAUGGUGGCGUGCCAUAAGAAGAACUUCCUUCAGGAGUUUGCAAACAUCCCACCGCUCACUGUGACGGUCGAGAAGGCUCCCCCUGGGUUCGUAGACUCGCCGAAAUGGGACCGGGACUCCGUAAUGCGGCUCGUCAUGUUGGUGGAGGUGUUAGAUGCGAGACAAGCACGGCAAGCUAUCCGCCGCGCGCUGUCUCCCUCCCGCCGCCAGUUCGACCUCCCCCCGGGGAAGAAUAGCUUCGACCUCUUCCCCAGCUGGAGUAAGGAUCACCCCAACCACUUUUAUUACGACGACAUGGUCCACUACGACGACAAAAUGACUAACGCACCCCAAGACGACAAAGUGACGGACGACACAGUCGUUUACAUCUCCAACCCGGUCGAGGCCCGGCUGCCUGCUUCCAUGGUCACUGUCAGGCUCCUAAGGGAAAUAAUGGAGAUGCGAGCAAUCGGUCUGCGUGAGAUGCCGCCCUCACCUCGAUCUACAUACACCUGGUCAAAGAAGUCGCAGAACCCCGAGGACUUCGCAAGAAAAACGACGGCAGCUGGCGGAGCAGACACCACCGCUGCGGGAGACGCCACGCCUCCGAAGGAUGGCGAGGGAAAUGAGACAGAAAAGCCGGCCGAGGGAGAACAGAAAGAAGAAAAGAAAGAAGAAGAAAAGAAAGAGAAAUAA
Cydia amplana is the source of this 751-nucleotide messenger RNA. RefSeq lists its product as uncharacterized. The record is from RefSeq and is a predicted model, not a curated record. The transcript has 9 exons. Bases 5 to 751 code for a protein of 248 amino acids. NCBI's taxonomy places the organism in Eukaryota, Metazoa, Arthropoda, Insecta, Lepidoptera, Tortricidae.